Molecule: messenger RNA, 2516 nt
Organism: Oryzias melastigma (Indian medaka)
Lineage: Eukaryota; Metazoa; Chordata; Actinopteri; Beloniformes; Adrianichthyidae
Product: protocadherin alpha-3
Exons: 1
Coding region: 125-2515 (796 amino acids)
Biological process (GO): homophilic cell-cell adhesion
Cellular component (GO): plasma membrane
Molecular function (GO): calcium ion binding
Source: RefSeq, a predicted model, not a curated record
CACGCGCACGGACGGUGUUUCGAGGGCAAAGCGGAGCCUUUGUGACUACCGCGUUCUUUUUGAUGGGAAUAGAUUUCCUGUGGAUGUUAGAUCCGACGGUUUGAGCUUUUCGGAUGCAUCAAAAAUGUGUUCUCGACGGCAAGAGGAAUAUGUGUGGAUACGCAUCGUUGUGCUUCUUUGUCUGUGGGACUGCUCUGCUUCGCAUUUAUCCUACUCGAUCUCCGAGGAGGUGAACAAAGGCAGCGUGGUGGGAAAUAUCGCCAAGGAUUUGAACAUCAAAGUGCAGGACUUGUAUCAGAGGGAUUUAAGUAUCGUUUCGAGUUACAGUAAGAAAUAUUUUGACGUGAAUUUACAGACAGGGAACCUCUUUGUUAAUGACAGAAUAGACAGAGAAGAGCUGUGUGCGCAUUUGGCAAAAUGCUCGUUAACAAUACAAGCUGUUCUAAAUAAUCCAAUGACAGCGCAUCGGAUAGAGAUCAACGUUGUAGAUGUAAACGACAAUUCUCCUGCUUUCAUGGAAAAUAUGUUUGUCUUAAACAUCUCCGAGUCCUCGUUAACAGGGGAGAGGUAUUUCCUCCCAGUUGCUAAAGAUCCUGACGUAGGAAGCAACUCCGUAAAGAGCUACAAGCUGAGUCAGAAUGAACAUUUCUCUCUUGACGUGCAGAGCGGUGGAGAUCACGGUGUGUCGGCCGAACUGGUGUUAAACACGGCCUUGGACCGAGAAAAGCAGUCCGUGAUCACACUUGUUCUAACAGCGAUAGAUGGAGGAAAACCUUCCAGAUCAGGAUCACUGCAAAUACACGUGAAUGUGAUCGACGCAAACGACAAUGUCCCCACAUUUACAAAAUCACUUUAUAAAGUGCGUGUGAAAGAAAACGCACCUCCGGGGACUUUAGUGCAAAUUUUAAAUGCAACCGAUUUAGAUGAAGGAAUACACAGUAAGAUCUCCUAUACUUUUAGUAAAACUGGAAAUUUUGAUCCUUCAAUUAUGUUUGACUUGAAUUCAGAAACAGGUGAAAUAACCGUGAAAAAUAACAUAGAUUAUGAAGAAACUCCAGCCUAUGAAAUCAGAGUUCAAGCAAAAGAUCAGGGCUCCACUCCUCGUACAGCACAAGCAAAAGUGCUUAUAGAGAUAAUCGAUCAGAAUGACAAUGCACCAGACAUAUCUGUGACGUCAUUGAUGAGCCCUGUAAGAGAAAAUGCAGAGGUGGGGACUGUUGUUGCUAUUGUAAGUGUGAGUGAUAAAGAUGCUGGACCUAAUGGUUUAACUACAUGUAGUGUUGUUGGAUCUGCACCUUUUAAACUCAAGUCCAACUACAAAAAUGAUUAUUCUCUAGUUGUAGACGGACCGCUGGACAGAGAACAUAUUUCUGUUUAUAACGUCACCAUUAAAGCUACAGAUGAAGGAAACCCACCUCUGUCCAGCAUUUAUGUUAUUACUGUAGAGGUUGCUGAUGUGAAUGACAACGCCCCCAAAUUUACUGAGUCUGUGAUAAAUAUUUAUGUGAAAGAAAACAGUCCAGUGGGUUCAAUUAUUUAUAAACUAAAAGCUGUUGAUCCUGAUCUGGAAAGUAAUGCAAAUAUUUACUACAAAUUACAAGAAAGUUCUCAAAGAAAUGUUCUGACAUCAUCUGUUGUGAAUGUUAAUUCAGAAACAGGAGAAAUAAUCAGCCUUCAGUCUUUUGAUUAUGAGAAGCUGAAAACGUUCCAGUUCAAAGUUCAGGCCACAGACUCUGGUGUUCCUCCGCUCAGCAGCAACGUGACUGUGAACGUUUUUGUUCUGGAUGAAAAUGACAACAGUCCCUCCAUUCUUGCUCCUUACUCUGAGCACGGCUCCGUUAACAGCGAGAACAUCCCAUAUUCUGCUGAAGCGGGAUACUUUGUGGCAAAGAUCAGGGCUGUGGACGCAGACUCUGGAUACAAUGCUCUGCUUUCUUAUCACCUGUCUGAGCCCAAAGGAAACAACCUGUUCCGGAUCGGAACCAGCAGCGGGGAGAUCAGGACUAAGAGGAGAAUGAGCGACAAUGACCUGAAAAGUCACCCCUUGCUGGUGCUGGUUUGUGAUCAUGGAGAACCUUCUCUGUCAGCUACUGUGUCCAUUGAGGUGGUGGUUCUGGAAAGCAGCGCUGACAUGCAGACUCCGUUCAGACACGUGCCUCUAAAGGAGGACAGCUUCUCGGAUUUGAACCUGUACCUGCUGAUCGCCAUAGUGUCGGUGUCCGUCAUCUUUCUGCUGAGUCUCAUCAGUUUGAUGGCUGUCAGAUGCCACAGGACAGACGCAAGUUUCAGCAGGUACAGCGCUCCAAUGAUCACCACCCACCCUGACGGGAGCUGGUCUUACUCCAAAGCUACUCAGCAGUACGACGUGUGUUUCAGUUCGGAUACUCUCAAGAGUGACGUGGUGGUUUUCCCCGCACCGUUUCCUCCUGUAGAUGCAGAACUGAUCAGUAUAAACGGAGCCGACACUUUUACCAGAACUCAGACUUUACCCAACUCAGAGAAGGUAAGAACAUAAC